Molecule: messenger RNA, 4638 nt
Organism: Adineta steineri
Lineage: Eukaryota; Metazoa; Rotifera; Eurotatoria; Adinetida; Adinetidae
Source: the annotation of a GenBank genome assembly
AUGUCAUCCGAUAAUGAGCUAUUUCGUGGACGUUUUGAUAAUGUCCCCGAUCGCAAACCUAUAUCGGUACGAAUCUUCAUUAGUUCCACAUUUGCAGAUACUAUCGAAGAACGUAAUGUAUUAAUGGAAAAUAUUUAUCCAAAAUUGCGAGAUUAUUGCCUACAGACAUAUAACAUACCAUUUCAGUAUUCUGACAUGCGUUGGGGUGUUCAAGAUCAUGCUUCAGAUGAUCAUUCAACGGUCGAUGUGUGUCUACAAGAACUAGAUCAAUGUUGUCGUCUUUCACUCGCUACUAACUGCGUGGUUCUACUCAGCCAUCGAUAUGGAUGGCGAUCAUUACCCAAUCGCAUCUCAUCAGAUCUGUUAAAUAAACUCAAAGAAAUUGUAUCUGUCGACCAACCUAGUACUCUCAUCGAUAAAGCAUAUGUUUUGGACGACAACUUUGUUGAAUCAGUUUAUGUUCUUCGACCAAUCGAUCCAGAGAAAAGAGAAGAAUGGAAAAUAAUGGAAAAAGAUUUAACUACAAUUUUACGUCGAGCUUCUGAUAUUUGUUUAGAAAAUAAAACAAUUACUCAAAGUGAACGAAAUGAAUUUCAUAUAUCUGUAACGGCUAAGGAAAUCAUUCGAGCAUUAGAAAAUAAUGCAAUUGAUCAUCAACGAAUGGUUUCAUUCUUUCGAGAGAUCGAAGAUAUUGAUCAACUUGAUACUCGUCUGAAAUCCAAAUUAGCUGAUACCGAUAAUGAAACAGAAGUAUUAUUGAAUGAGAUUAAAUCAAAUAUCCGAGAGAAACUUCCACGUGAAAAUCAAUUUACCUAUCGAGUAAACUGGAAGGAUGAUUCGCAUCGAAUCAAUUAUUUGAUCAAAUUUCAAAAUGAUUUCUACAGUGUUAUCAAACAACAAAUCGAUUAUUAUAUGACAAAAAUUCGUACAAAAGAUGUUUUGUAUGAUGAAAUUCUCGAACAUGCUAUUCAAUGUCAAAUAUUGAAUGAACGAUAUUUUCCACGAGAUGAAAUCCUUGAGAAAGUUCGAGCAUUUGUUUUGUCAGAUGGAUCACAACCAUGCAUAAUCUAUGGUAAAUUAGGUUCAGGAAAAUCAUCUAUUGUGGCUCAAAUAGCGAUUAAGGUAUUGGAAUGGUUUCCAAACUCAAGUUCAGUAUCGAUCAUUAUUCGUUUUCUUGGUGCGACGCCAUUAUCAAGUGAUAUUCGUCGACCACUAAUCUCGAUUAUUCAACAAAUUUGUACGAUCUAUCAUCUUACGCUAAUGACACCUGUUCAAGAUUCUACAAGAAUUGAAGAACUAAAAGAAAUAUUGCAGAAUCUCUUCACUCAAAUUCCUAUCAAUGAAAAAUUAAUUCUUCUUUUUGAUUCGAUCGAUCAAUUACAAGUCAAAGAUUAUAAUUGUGAAAAAUGGCUUCCAAUCUAUUAUCCAGUGAAUAUUAAAUGUAUUCUAUCUACAAUACCAAUGAUUGUUGAAGGUAGUGGAGAACAAAAAGUCGAAUAUAAAAUUCUUGACGGAUUGAUAUCUCUCUUCACUGAUAGUAUUCUCAUUGAGAUCAAAGAAUUCGAUAGAGAUCAAGCACAGAAAGUCAUCUCUUCAUGGUUAGGACGUGAUCGUCGACGUCUUUCAACAACUCAAAUGACUUGGCUACAGACAAAACUCGAGGCGCAUAUUUCGAAUCGACAUGAUCCAGAACCUACACCAUUAUUUCUUUCAUUGAUCUAUCAAAUAACCCAGUCAUGGCAUUCAUUUACUAACAAGUCUGAUCGUGAUUUUCUUCGAAUACAAACUACACAAGAUGCCAUUAGUUAUUUGUAUAAUCAAUUAUCUAGAAAACAUGGAGAAAUUUUAUUUAAACGAGCGAUGACAUAUUUGAGAUUAUCAGGUGGUCUCAGUGAAUCCGAACUAGAAGAUAUUCUCAGUACUGAUGAUCAAGUUUUGCAAUCAGUUUUUACUCAUUAUCUUCCUCCAACGAAUAUAUUUCGAUUACCAAGUACUCUAUGGAUUCGUAUUCGUAACGAUAUGCACAAAUAUCUCAUUGAAAAAGAAAUCGAUAAUACACUAAUUAUUUACUUUUAUCAUCGUAGUUUUCAACAACAAUCGAUACUUAAUAUUAAUCAAGAAAAGUCUAUUGAAACUAUUCGUUGUGCUUAUUUCGCUGGUCCUAUUGGCAAUUUUCCAAAUUUAUCUGAUCAAUUAUUUAAAAUUCAAUCGAAAAGUUUAAUCAAGAAGAUGGAUGGCGCUACAUCAUUGGUUGUUAAUCGAUGUCUAACAAAACAGCGACCGUAUAUUUUAAAUGAAAAUCGAGAAGAAUCUAUAUUUAAUAUGCGACGACUUAAUCAACUUUGCUUAAAUUUAGAUAUCUGUCGACUUGAACCAUGUUUUCUCUAUGAUUAUAAUUUUAUGUGGACUUUUCUUCAUUGUUAUAAAAUGAGCGAUCGAUUCGGAGCUGAUUCUUCGUAUUCCGAAAUUCGGUUUCUCCUAACACAAUACAAAAGUUGUUCUACCAUUGUCAAUAAAUAUCCAGAAAAUUUCGCCUUUGAAAUUCUAUCUCGUCUAACAUCUUUUAUCGAUAUACUUCCCGAUUUUACCUAUCAUUUAUUUCAAGAAUGUCAAAAUAAUUGUAUGUUUCGCAUUUUGGACAAUGGUAAUACACGAGUAUUGAAUACAAUGAUGAAUACAUAUAAAACAGGCAUCAUUAAUGCUAUGUCUUUAGGUUAUAGUACUCUUUAUGUAUUACUACAAGAAAAAGUUCUUGUUUUUCGAUUUUAUCCACAAGAUUGGCUUGGAAAAAUCUUUGAAUAUAAAUUACCGUCGAAUCAAUUUACUUCGAUUAAGUUUGGUACUACAAAUAUAUGUUUCUAUUCAUGCCAAUCAAUUUUAAUUUUUCAAAAAUUUGAUCAUCAAUUUGUACUUCAAUUAAAUUUCAAUCAUAUUAUACAUGUUGAUUUUUUUUACAUGGAAGGAUUACUUGUCUGUACGAAAGAUAAUCAAUCGAUUGAUAUAUGGCAUUGUGUAAAUAAAACAUUGAUUGAACGAUAUUUAUUUGAUGUUCCUAUUGUAGAAUGUUCAACUAUUGAACGAUAUAUGGGCGUAACCAUUAGAGUGACACUUGAAAAUGGUUUAAUACAUUAUUUAAUUGCUAGAGAUAAUCAAGGAAAAGUUUGUUUUCAAAUUAUUGCAACAUUAACUCAAAAAUUGGCUGAUCGAAAUAUAUUUCUAAAUUUCAAUACUGAUGUUUAUUAUUGUGAGAAUCAGUCAUAUAUUUAUUUGUACCAUUUCGAACGUCCUGAAAAUGAUCGUCUUGAAAAAAUCGACAACUUACCUUUAUUAAAUAGUACGAUCAAUCGUCAAAGUUUCUUCACCGAUCGACACGAAAGUGCAUUGAUCUGGUUAGCUAAUGGUUCUGUUGUUGUUUUUCACUCUUGUGGUCAAUAUUUUCUUAUUCCUGGUGAAUAUCAUGAACUAUAUACGAAAUGUCAAGCAAAACGAAAUUUUAUUUGUUGUCUCAAUCGAAAUCAAUCAAGAAUUGAUAUUUACGAAUGGAAACUUCAUGAAUCUGUUCAUACAUACCGUUUACUUGCUAAGCUACAACUUAAUGAACAAAUUUUUCAUUGGGCAUGCCAGAUAGAUGCAGAAUGGGGUUUCAUUAUCUAUUGCACAUUCGCUAAUGGAGAAUUACGUAAGUACAAUGUAACAAUGAUGACCUAUCUGCCUGCUAAGACAAGAUUACAAAUUUCGAUUGAUCGCUUCGAAGUUCAAGGUGAUUUUGUUAUUGCAUUAGACAAAACAAAAUGUAUUUUGAAUGUUUUCACGUUUGAUAAACGAUUAUCUCUUGUCAAACAAAUACAAAUGCCUUUUAUGAUUACACAAUUAGCUAUGAACACAUCCUAUUUACUUGUAUUGAAUUCCAACAAUACUCUGUUUAUUUAUUCGAUUAGUUCAACACCAGUACUUUUCUUUCAAACAGAUGAAUUCCAAUAUCAUCCUGUCAAAGUAUACUCGAUUGGCUUAUUAUUCUUCAUCAUUGACGCUGAGACCAAUCUACUCUUUCAAAUCGAUACAGAACAUUCAUUCAAGCUACAAAAUCUUUCACAUUUCAAUUUCUCCUGUCAUUCCCUAUUAAGUACCAUCAGUGUUGAUCGAAAGAAAUUAUUUAUUUUAGCGGAUGAUUAUUCUGUAUUGGCUAUGUGGAAUGCUGAGAAGAAAGCUAUGGAAUUGAUUUCCAUUUCGCUCGAUAAUAACAUUAAAAUAAGAAAAAUAUCUGCGCUGCAAAGUGUUUUGGUUUUCUACGAUAAUAAUCAGCAAGUUUAUUGGUGGAAUAUUGAGCGUCAACAGAUCAUUCGUACUCUUCAUUAUGAUCCGUGCAAAACAAAUGCCAAUUGUCGAACCCAUGAAGAGCAUACUGAUAAUAAUGAUAAAUAUUUGACAGAAGAUGGUAAAUAUCUUUUUGAAAUAUCUCAGAAAGAGUCCUUACUAUUAAUGUAUCGUGUUGAUGAUAGCCAACUUCUGGAAAAACUUUUCAUUGAUAGUCUUUUGCCACAUAUUGAAGUUUUCAAAGAUCGUCUAAUUCUCUGUUCCGAUAAUGAACUUAUUUUAUUAUGCAUUAACGAAAGAGAUUCAUCACCAUUGAUACGGUAA